UACCGGUACAUGUACUGGUAUUGCAUGGAGAAUUGUUGACUUUUCAAGCCGGUGGGCACUUAGUUAGAAGUAGCUGAUUUCUUAAAACGGCGGUGAUUCAUUCUCUCACGUCUCAAUUUGGAUCUUUUUCUUUCGAUGUUCGAUCUUCCCAUCUUCGAGAGGACGAUCAUCAAUCAGCCAAGUACCACAGCUGUAUCAGGUAGAGCGGUAAUAGAAGCCAACAAAGGCAGCAGCCGAUAUGACCAGCCCCUGUUGCCCUCCCGAUGCGUUGCCUGCAUUGAAGUUCGAUUACAAGCCCAAGGGAGAGCAUUUUGAGCUUCCAGGCGUCGCUUCGCGAUCGUCUAGCUGCAAACUCUAUGUAGUUGGAGCUUCGCCAUCAGACGACACUUGGAAGGACAGAGGGCCUGUCCUCGUUAUGUCGAGCGAUAUAUUUGGUCCGUUCAGCGGGAUGCAUUGCAAGCUGGCUGACGAAUUUGCUUCCCGGACGGGUGGUAUCGCUUUGUUGCCCGAUCCCUUUGAAGGCACUGGAGGGUUGGUGCCGCGCUACGGCGAAGAAGAGGAUAAACCGAAUCGAUUGGGCUUCAAUAUAUUCACUUGGAAUCUCGUGACUGGCUUUCUCUGGAACGCAAAGUCCUUCAUCCAGCGCUAUCCAUGGGACGGGAAUCUACAAUAUCUUUGUAAAGAUCAGCUGAUUCCAUAUCUUCAGUCGAAAGGAGUGGAGAAGUUUGCCAUGAUGGGAUUCUGCUUUGGUUCAUGGAUGAUUCUGAAGGCGUGCAACGAUGAUGCCAUCGCAGAGCAUGUCACGUGUGGUAUCCAUUUUCACCCUGCAUCAGAGCUAAUGGAAAAGAACCAUUUUGGAGGCGACGACGUUGGGCUUUGUCGGACUUGCAAAGGCCCUCAGUUGAUCCAUGCCACCAAGAAUGAAUCGGCAAAUUGGAAACCAGAUGGAGCAGCCCACAAGGCUCUCGAGGAGAAUGAGAAUGUCCAGGAGGUCCAAUUCACACUGGCUCGGAAUACCCAAUCCCAUGGCUUCAUGACUCGUGUUGACACAAACAUUGAAGACAAUCGAUCGGCGAUAAAGGAAGGCGUCGACUGUGCCAUGGGGUUUCUAGAGAAGUACAACACCAAGUCUUCUUGAGAAAUUUAGACAACAUGGUUCACCGAUGCGAUAUGAUGAUAGAGAGUGUCACAACAACCAAGGAAACCAUGGCAAAAAAAAGCAGGCUCGUCACUUCUAAUUAAAAGUGAUCUUGGGCACGCCCUUACUA
Messenger RNA from Seminavis robusta, 1268 nucleotides. Lineage: Eukaryota; Bacillariophyta; Bacillariophyceae; Naviculales; Naviculaceae. The record is from the annotation of a GenBank genome assembly.